AUGGCAGCCGUCAGCGGAGUUCUUCCUCAGGUCCCCGAGCCCCGGGCCGCCGUCUUCAGAACCUUCUCCAAACCCCGCCCGGCCCACGCGAGGCGGCAAGCAGCAGCCACCAAAAGAAAAUGCCAAGCGUCCAGCGAGGCUCCCCCAGCGAAACGGAGGAGCAAAGCCUCAUUUCUCCCGGCCAAGAAAACUGCCACGAAAGAAACUCGCAGGACCUUGAAGGGGAAGGCACAGAAAACGUUUUCUCCCAAGAAGUCUUCAGCCGGUGCGAGUAAUGGAAACCAGGAACGGAAGCUGGGCGUUAAGACUUCAUCGCUGUUUAAAAACAACCCUGAGGUUCCAGAACUCCCCAGACCUGUAGUAAAGCAGGUUCAAGAAAAGGUGUUCACUUCAGAUGCUUUUCAAGCCCUGGACCUCCACCCACAUCUUAUUUCCACAAUAAAUACAGUCUUAAAAAUGUCUAGUAUGACCAGCGUUCAGAAGCAGAGCAUCCCCGUGUUGCUGGAAGGCAGAGAUGCCCUCGUGCGAUCCCAGACGGGCUCAGGUAAAACUCUUGCCUAUUGCAUCCCUGUGGUCCAGUCUCUUCAAGCAAUGCAGUCCAAAAUACAGCGUGGUGAUGGUCCCUACGCUCUGAUACUAGUGCCAACAAGAGAGCUGGCUCUGCAAAGCUUUGAUACUGUCCAGAAACUGCUUAAGCCAUUUACCUGGAUUGUGCCUGGAGUGUUAAUGGGAGGAGAGAAGAGAAAAUCAGAAAAGGCCAGGCUCCGAAAAGGAAUAAAUAUCCUUAUCUCCACUCCUGGGCGCCUCGUGGAUCAUAUAAAAUCCACCAAGAACAUCCAUUUCCAUCAGAUCCGUUGGCUGAUUCUGGAUGAAGCAGACAGAAUCUUGGAUUUGGGUUUUGAAAAGGACCUCACGGUGAUCCUCAACGCUGUGAAUGCCGAGUGCCAGGAACGACAGAACGUCUUGCUGUCGGCGACGCUCACGGAAGGUGUAGCGCGGCUAGCUGACAUCAGUUUACACGACCCUGUCAGCAUCUCUGUCCUGGAUGAAAGCCACGACCUGUCGAGCCCAGAGAGUGAAGCCUUUCUCGAAGCUUCUCCUCCACAGGCGACUGAUGAGCUGGACGGCUUUGCCAUCCCAGCCGGUCUCGAGCAGCAUGUGGUGGUGGUCCCCAGCAAGCUGAGACUCGUCUGUCUGGCGGCCUUCAUCUUGCAAAAGUGCAAGUUUGAGAGAGACCAGAAGGUGAUCGUUUUCUUCUCAAGUUGCGAGCUGGUGGAGUUCCACUACACCCUCUUCCUCCAGACCCUGCUGAGCGGCUCGGGGGCCCUGGCCCCAGAGCAUUUGCCAUCCACCUCUACACCGUUAAAAUUCCUGCGGCUGCACAGCGCCCUGGAGCAAGAGGAAAGAACAGCAGUGUUUCAAGAUUUCAUGCAUUCCAGAACAGGCAUUCUUUUUUGCACGGAUAUUGCGGCUCGUGGCUUGGAUCUCCCUCAAGUCACAUGGAUUGUCCAGUACAACGCUCCGUCUUCACCUGCCGAAUACAUCCACCGGAUUGGGAGAACGGCCCGGAUUGGCUGCCAUGGGAGCAGCCUGCUUGUCUUGGCUCCUUCGGAGGCAGAAUAUGUCAACUCGUUGGCUUCUCACAAAAUCAACGUUUCUGAGAUGAAGAUGGAAGACAUUUUGUCUGUUCUGACAAAGGAUGAUUGUUUUAAAGGAAGACGAGGGGGAGGCCAGAAAUCCCGCACCGCUGGCCCCCAGGAAAUCCGAGAACGAGCCACGGUCUUGCAGACGGUGUUUGAAGAUUACGUGCACUCCAGCGAGGAGACAGUCUCCAGGGCCAAGAAAGCCCUGCAGUCCUUCAUCCGGGCCUACGCCACCUACCCCCGGGAGCUGAAGCAUAUCUUCCACAUCCGACUGCUCCACCUUGGGCACAUGGCUAAGAGCUUUGGGCUAAGAGAUGCCCCUAAAAAUCUUUGCGCCUCAGCCAUGAAGAAGAAGAAAGCAAACCUGAAAAGGCCUGACCUUCAGAAGAAGAAGACCCAGAGUAAGCAGCGCCUUGCUGAAAUCUUGCGUUCCGAAUACGCCAGCGGGAUGGAGACCGGCAGCGCCAAGGUCAGGAAGCAGAACACGCGCUCGGGGCCCAGCCAGCCCCGAGGCACCGCCCGAAACCCGGGCCCAGCCUCUGCCGAGGGAACAGAUUAA
This is a messenger RNA of Rangifer tarandus platyrhynchus (Svalbard reindeer), 2202 nucleotides long. The record is from the annotation of a GenBank genome assembly. NCBI's taxonomy places the organism in Eukaryota, Metazoa, Chordata, Mammalia, Artiodactyla, Cervidae.